Molecule: messenger RNA, 2525 nt
Organism: Haliotis rufescens (red abalone)
Lineage: Eukaryota; Metazoa; Mollusca; Gastropoda; Lepetellida; Haliotidae
Product: monoacylglycerol lipase ABHD6-like
Exons: 9
Coding region: 87-1094 (335 amino acids)
Source: RefSeq, a predicted model, not a curated record
CGCGCACCGGUCCCUUGUUUUGAACACUUCCGGUUUAGUUCACUCGUCAAGAACUCGCGAAAUUCGAUUGCUUAAUUCGAAAGACAAUGGCGUGGGAGAUGUUGAUGUACCCACUGACGGCCACGGUAGCUGUGGUGUCCAGCCUAGUGGUGCUCUACUUCACAAGCCCCUCCCUGCUCAUCCAGACUGCCAUGAAGUAUUACAUCUUUGCAAGUGGGAUGCAGGUGAAGUUUGUCGGUGAUGACCGCUUCAUGUUCUGUUACGGGGAGCGAGGGAUCAGGCGGAAGGACAAGUCGUCUAUUCUGCUCAUCCACGGAUUCACCGCCUCCAAGGACCAGUGGCUGGCUCUGUUUAAGAGUCUCCCCAAAGACCUUCACCUUCUAGCAGUUGACCUACCAGGUCACGGGGAUACAACCACCCCGAAGGAUGACCAGGACGUGUCGAUGUCAGAACUUGUUGGACUCUUGCAUCAGUUUGUAUGUCUAUUGGGACUGGAUGAGCAGCCGUUCCACAUUGUGGGUACAUCCCUGGGUGGAGCCAUAGGAGGUCUGUACACUGCCAAGUACAGCAGCCAUGUGGAGCGCCUCACUAUGAUCUGCCCUGCCAUGAAGACGCCAAUAGAAAGCGAGUUCUCGUUGUCGAUAAAGGCAGCCAUUGAUCUGGGGCCAGACAACAUCGACGUCAGCCAUUGUCGUCUGCUGCCCGAGACACCGGAGCAGACGCAGAAGUUGCUGGACACCUGUCUGUAUCACAAACAACCAAUCAACCGUCAGAUUCUGAAAGGAAUUAUAGCUUUAAGGGAAGACAAAAAUAUUUUUUUUCUCCGCUUGUUUAAAAGUCUGGCGAGGCAGGAGAACGUGACUGUGCUGGUGGAGAAAGCCCAGGACAUCACCCGCCCGACGCAGCUCGUGUGGGGGGAGCAUGACGAGUUGAUUGACAAGAGUGGCGCCGAACUUUUGAAGGAAGUUUUGCCGAACUGUGAGCGUGUUGACAUGAUAGAGCGGUGUGGACACUCUGUGAAUAUGGACAGACCGGGAGCUGUUAUGAAGACCAUCCUGGUAUUCCGCGGAGAAUACGACCGAAAAAACAUUUGAGGGCCAGAAGACUGAAAGGAAGCGCCUCCUGAUGAGAAAAAGGAGGGCGUUUCAUUGACUGAAUGAAUGUAGAUAGAUUUAUGUUUAUACAAGUUUACAUAACCAAUGAAUCUAGAAGUCUCGGUUUGACCGACCAAGAUAUAUAUACUGUUGGUAUUACUGUUUGUAGUUUACUGUUAAAGGGAGACUCCACUCAACGGCCUGAUGUCCGUUUCAGAUGUAGAGUUGUAUCAGUGAGCGAUUAUGACAGUUAACUGCUAGCUUGAUCUAAAAUAUAUACUGCUCAACUUUUGAUAGGGGUAAUCCGAUAUCUUGUUUUAUUUAAAUAUACACACUUGACAUAAGAGAAAAGUUUUGUGUAACAAUGCAAGAUAAUAAUAUCCCUAUCAAACUUGGGUAGUAUAUAUCAUUAAAUUUGAAUUCGUAGUUAGCAACGUUUCUUUGUAAUUAUUUUACGAACCUGAGUCAAAGGCUGAUGAAAAGUCAGUAACACCUUUGCCUUGGGAAGAUGCUUGCCUAGGUGCUACCACAGUAACUGACUCGGUUGAGUUCACAAUCCAGAGUGCCUCGAUAUAUUUCUGGCAAUUCUUUAUUUAGUUAGUAAUCUAGAUAUACUAAAACUUCAUUUGACAGAUCCCAUAAAACAUUCAAUAUUUACCCAAAAACUUGGAAGUCAACUGUCAACUGAGAAUACUUAUUAUGUUUACAUACAGUCUUCUGGUCAAUAUUGGGGGCGGUCGGGUAGCCUAGUGGUUAAAGCGUUCGCUUGUCAUGCCGAAGACCCGGGUUCGAUUCCCGACAUGGGUACAAUGUGUGAAGCCCAUUUCUGGUGACCCCCGCCGUGAUAUUGCUGGAAUAUUGCUAAAACCAAACUCACUCACUCUGGUCAAUAUUGACAACAUUUAGUCUCAAAUGAAAAUAUUUCAAAACUUUUUUAUUUUAUUUUUUUGUCUUUUGAGAUAUGAAAGAGCCUGGGGAAUCUCUUCAGUUUCAACUGAAGAAAUCUAGACUUGCCAAAGUAUUGUAGGCUUCCUUCAAUGUUUUCCGAUAUGUUUGCUUGAGUGUCUAAAUGGUGCUAUUACUAGUGGAGUCAUCCAGAUUUCGGCUACAAGUCAUGGAUGUAAUGGCCGUUGUAUGCAUGUAAAUGUUCAUAGCAGUCAUCCCGAUUAUGUUGUCUGGAUAAACAGGGUGCAGACUAACAAGGUUUUAUUGUUGAAGUAAACUGUGGAUCAUUAGCGAAACACUACCCAGAUUAUACAGUUAGAAGCAGUCUUGAGUCAACAGAUUUUGUGUAGGGGCACGGGCGGCCCAGUCGUUUAAGGCGCUACGAUUUGCCUUGCAGAGUUGCGUCCCUUGGGAGCACCAGAAACCUAUGAUUGUGGGUUCGAAUUCCAGUUCUCCCCGAUUAUGUUUCUGGGUUUGUCAGCACCA